AUGACCACCAAACCUACCAUCCUAAUCACCGGCGCCAACCAGGGCAUCGGCUACGCCAUUGCAGAGCACCUCACCACGACCAGCACCAAAUACCACCUCCUGAUCAGCGCGCGCACUCUCCCCAGAGCCAUCUCCGCAGUCUCCGCCCUCCAAGCCACCUCUCUGGACCCAACCUCUCUCACGCCUCUCGCACUCGACGUAACCAACGACGCCAGCAUCGCCGCCGCGGCGCUCGAGAUCUCAAACACCUUCACUUCGCUCUCCAUUCUCAUCAACAACGCCGGCAUCGCCCAGGCCCCCUCUAACUCGGACUCCGACUCCGACUCCCCCCUCCGCACGCAAUACGCCACCAUCUUCAACACCAACGUCUUCAGCCCCGCCUGCCUCAUCGAAACCUUCCUCCCCCUCCUGCGCAAAUCCAACCACCCCGACCGCCGCAUCGUCAACGUCACCAGCGGCCUCGGCCUGACCAGCAUGGCAGGGAAAGACGGGUACGCGUUCAACGCGAAGACGUGGUUUGCGGCCGACUAUCGCAGCAGCAAGGCGGCGCUGAAUAUGUUGACGGCGGCGUAUGCGGCGCGGUUGGCGGACGAGGGGAUCGCCGUGGUGGCUGCGGCGCCGGGGAUGUGUAGGACGCGGUUCACGGGGUGGCAGGGGAGGAAGGAUGCUGGGGAGGGGGCCAGGGUGAUUGUGAGGGCUGCGGUGGAGGGGGUGGGGAGGGAGGUUAGUGGGAGGUAUGUGGCUGAUGAGGUGGGGGAUGGGUGGUAG
Messenger RNA from Aspergillus steynii IBT 23096, 768 nucleotides. RefSeq names its product NAD(P)-binding protein. The coding region runs from base 1 to 768 and encodes 255 amino acids. The transcript has a single exon. The record is from RefSeq and is a predicted model, not a curated record. Lineage: Eukaryota; Fungi; Ascomycota; Eurotiomycetes; Eurotiales; Aspergillaceae.